AUGAGGCAAGACAGUGUAUCUUUAGAAAGUGGUAAUGUUGUAGAAUGGACAAGUGAGACCAACUAUAUGUUCAGACUCAGUGCUUUCAGGGACAAGCUUCUCAGAUGGCUUGAUCUAAACCCCACCGCUGUGCAGCCCGCUAAGUUUCAUGCCAUUGUCAGACAUUGGCUGGAAGAAGGUCUUCAGGAUUUAUCUGUUUCUCGGCAGAGAGAUCGUCUAGGCUGGGGUGUACAGGUUCCAGAUGACCCUUCACAGUCUAUCUAUGUGUGGUUGGAUGCGUUAGUAAACUAUUUAACCGUGAGUGGUUACCCUGAAAGGACACAUCUUUGGCCACCUACUCAUAUUGUAGGUAAAGAUAUCCUCAAAUUCCAUGCUAUAUACUGGCCUGCCUUCCUGAUGGCUGCUGACAUACCACUACCAGCCAGUAUUAUUUGUCAUUCACAUUGGACUCGAGAUAGCUUUAAGAUGUCCAAGAGUAAAGGCAAUGUAAUUGACCCUUUUGAUAGAGCCGCACACUUCACUGCAGACGGCCUUCGCUAUUUCUUACUGAGAGAGGGCGUGCUUCAUUCUGAUGGAGAUUACUCUGACAUGAAAGUUUCUGCCCUGCUGAAUGCAGAGUUGGCUGACACAUAUGGCAACCUCCUCUCCAGGGUAGCUGCACCUACACUGAACCCUCAACAGGUCUUCCCUGUGCUAGAUAGCAACCUAUUCCCCAGCAUGUCUGCUCAGAGUAGUACUUCCAGAACAACGGACGAGGACUAUCUGUUGGUAGAGUCCGUCAAGAGGCUUCCAGAUAUCGUAGCUGGUCAUUACGACCAGUUCUUAUUUUAUCGAGGCUUGGAGGAGAUUAUGACUUGUCUUCGCAUGGCCAAUGCUUUCGUUCAACGCCAUGAACCAUGGAAUCUCACCAAGAAUCCAAUUGACAGACCAUGGUUGGAUUCCAUUAUACAUGUCACCAUGGAAACACUGAGGGUUUGUGGGAUACUGACCCAGCCGAUAGUUCCCGACCUCACAGACCGGCUUCUAACCAAGAUGGGAGUUGGAACGACGGAGAGAAGUUGGGAUCAUCUGAAGUGCUUCGAAGCCCUGGAAGGGGACGGCAGAGAGGGGUAUGGAGGGCGGAGGUUAAGCUCAAACUCUAGUGUGCUAUUUACGAGACUCAAGACCGUGUCACGCAGAUAACGAAAGCUUCUUUGAGGAAGUAGCGUGCAAUCUUCAUGCGAUCGAGGAAUACUGCCUUGAUGCCAUAUGCAGCCAGUAGGCAUCUAU
Molecule: messenger RNA, 1269 nt
Organism: Lytechinus variegatus (green sea urchin)
Lineage: Eukaryota; Metazoa; Echinodermata; Echinoidea; Temnopleuroida; Toxopneustidae
Gene: mars2
Product: methionine--tRNA ligase, mitochondrial-like
Exons: 9
Coding region: 1-1182 (393 amino acids)
Biological process (GO): methionyl-tRNA aminoacylation
Molecular function (GO): ATP binding; methionine-tRNA ligase activity
Source: RefSeq, a predicted model, not a curated record